Xenopus laevis (African clawed frog) is the source of this 6013-nucleotide messenger RNA. RefSeq names its product KIAA0232 L homeolog. Bases 405 to 4499 code for a protein of 1364 amino acids. The record is from RefSeq and is a predicted model, not a curated record. The transcript is spliced from 9 exons. NCBI's taxonomy places the organism in Eukaryota, Metazoa, Chordata, Amphibia, Anura, Pipidae.
GUCAGUGUCACAGAGAGGGGGCGUGUUCUGCAUGCUGUUUGCCGUCACUCCCGGGGUUGGGCUGCAGUGAACAGGAGGGAGACAAGCGGGAGAGGCCGGGGUUGAGGAAACCUCCUCCGUGCUUCCAGCGCCGCUAUUUUUUCCCCUUCUUCUUGGCAGAUCGUGCCAUUGAGGUAAUCCUCCCAUCAAUGUGAAAUUACAAAGCGAAACACAUCUCCAUGUGUAUCCUCAUAAGAUGUGUUACGAUGAUGCCUGAGGAAUAAGUCUCUUGACUAAAUGUCACAGAGUAUAAAUGAUCUUCCUGAAGCAUUUUGCCAAAUUGCUGGAAUGAAGAUCCCCUCCACCUUCUAAAGAACAUCUGAAGAAAAUGCUUCUUUUGUUAAGAAUGCCUACUACCUAGAUUCAUGCGCCCUAUCUGUACAGUUGUGGAUGGUUUACCAUCAGAAGGCACCACAAGCUUGUUUUCCCGCCCUUUUUCUGUCUUUGAAAUGUCGAUGCUUCGUGCUUUAGAUCCCGUCCAGACCUGGCUGGGCCAAGAGUUAGAAAAAUGUGGUAUUGAUGCCAUGAUCUACACUAGAUACGUCUUAAGCCUUCUGCUGCACGACAGUUAUGACUACGACCUUCAGGAACAGGAAAAUGACAUCUUCUUGGGCUGGGAAAAGGGAGCUUGCAAAAAAUGGGGAAAAGGCAAGAAAAAGAGCUCUGACCUCUCUCUGGAAGAAAUGAAAAAACAGGCUGCGGUCCAAUGUUUGCUUUCAGCGUCUGAUGAGACCUCUGGAAUUGAAACUUUAGUAGAGGAGCUCUGCUCCAAACUGAAAGAUCUCCAGAGCAGCCAAGGUGAACAGCAACCUAUAAACAAAGAGAAGACUAAUAAAAAGCUUGAAGGCUCUCCCUCUCCUGAAACAACAUGUCUAAAGAAAGAUCAGGCAGAAAUGUAUUACGAAGCUUUCCCACCACUCUCAGAGAAGCCAGUUUGCCUGCAGGAAAUGAUGACUGUUUGGAACAAAUCUAAAAUCUGCUCUUAUUCUAGCUCUUCCUCAUCUUCUACAGCCCCGCAAACAAGCACCGAAACACCAUCUCCAAAGGAAUGCAAUAGUGAGUGCGAAACCAUAACCAUCAGCAAGAGUGGAGCUUUGAACACUGUACAGGGAAAAAAUUCACAAAGAAAAAGCAAGAGCAAAAAGGAAAAUAAGUUUAACGGCGGCGCAACUGAUGAUACAUUUGGCUUAAGUAAAAGUGUCCGGCACAAGUCCAGCGGUAAGAUUCGCCCUCGAUCCUGGUCAUCAGGCUCAAGUGAAGCAAGCUCAAGUAGUUAUCAAGGGGACAUGAAAACAAGGUUAAUCAAAGUACGGCAUAAAGUUCGUGAAGUUCGAAAUAAGAAGGGUAAAAGUGGACAAAGGAUUCCUGCUAAAAACUCAGAGAAGGUGGAGAAGAAAAAUGCUGUUGGAAGCAGCUGCAGUGCAAGUUCAGUUAGACCGCUUUGUAAGCGGGUUAAACGGCAUGUGAGAGAGCAUGCAUGGAAAGAACCUGAGAAUGAAGGAAAUGUCUGUAUAGAUAGGAAAAGUGAAACUGAAUUCAAAGAGGAGCCUUUGUGGUAUACCGAACCCAUAACAGAAUAUUUAGUUCCUCUUAACAGCAAAAGCAAAUUGGAGACGACGUAUCGAAAGAGUCAGCAAAAUUUGUAUAACCCAUCAGAAAAUAUUGAAGAGCUGUCUGAGUUUGUACAUGCUCUACAUCUAGGUAACCACAAUAUCCAUGAAACAUACCUCACAGCAGGUACUUUUAUUGAGGGUCACUUUAUAGAAAUGCCUGCAGUUGUAAAUGAGACCAGUGACCAUACUGGGACCUCGAACUGUUCUCUGUUUGAGGACAAUUAUUUGGAUGAUAUUCAUCCUUUAGAACUUAAGCACUUCUAUGAAGUUGAAAUUGACCAAUCCAUGUUGGAUCCUGGUGCCUCAGAAGAAAUGCAAGGAGAAAGUCGUAUCUUGAAUAUGAUCCGACAAAAAAGUAAAGUGAAAAGUGAUUUUGAGGCCGAAUUUUGCAGAGUGUUGGAUGAAAAGAGAUUGCAAGGGGAAAGUGCAAUAUGGUCAGAAUCAACCAGUUCUGUUGGUGCUGAUGGUUUGUUCUUUCAAGACCACAGUAAUUUAGCUCAGUUUUGGGAGCCCUGUUCACCUUCAAGCUCUGUUGGUGCAGACGGGGAAAGUUUUGGAGGGGACUCCCCAAAUGCAUUUUCACCUUUUCUAGACAGCACAAAGCUUAGCACCCAUUCACAUGCGCGCAAUCAAGAUUUAUUUUUUGCUGCAAGUAACUCAUCUUUUUCAGUGUUUGAAGUGCAGUGCAGUAAUUCUGUAUUCACGCUGCCCAGGGAGAGUGUUUUGGAUGACAAAGUUAAAGCAGACUCUUGUUUCACCAUGGAUGGGUUUGGUAAAACGCAAUCACGAUUACUAAUAUGGACCAAAAAUAGUGCCUUUGAUGAAAAUGAACAAUGCUCAAAUCUUUCAACUCGUACCUGUAGUCCAUGGUCACACUCAGAAGGAGCCCGAUCGGAUACUGAAACCUUAAACAGUCAUUUUGAAGAACCCUCCCUUUCAAUUAUUGAAGACCUGAGUUAUGAUGUUCCAAGAGUGAUUUUAAGUCUUCAAGAUGAUGAUGCAUCAUGUUCAAAUACCAGGAGUUCCUUUCAGCAAAGCAACAACUUAGAAGAUGAAUCGACUUUGGUCCUAAAUAAGAAAUCAAAAUUGGAAUCUGUUUGUGGUAUUCAACUUGAACAGGAAUCUCAUGAAUUAUCAGACACUAGCGAUGCUGGUAAGACAAGUUACCAGGGUGAACAUGGGUACAGCUCAGGGGUCAUUCAGGACAUCUGGACAAGUAUGUCGGACAGGAAUUCUGAGAUAAUGGAAGAUCCUUUAUUCCCAGUCAGUGUAAACGCAUACAGUUGUCCGGAUACUGAGGCUACAGAUGAAGCCUUUCAGGAACCCAGUAAAGCUGUCCAAAGAUCUGAGUAUCAUCUUUGGGAAAGCCAAAAAGACCCUUUGGAAAAAAGAGCUUUUCUCGAGUCUGAUGUAGACUGUGGAGAUUAUACUACCCCAGCCAAACCCUGGGAUGUAAAUCAUGUUAAAGAAAACUCCUUCAUUCUUGGAGGAGUUUAUGGAGAGUUCAAGGCCUUUGGUGGAGAUGAUGAAUGGGCUGUGCUUCCAUCCAAUCAGGAGAAAGAUGGCUUACUGGAAUGUGCCGCUUCAGAUGUUGUUACAAUUGCAGGUACUGAUGUUUUCAUGACGCCAGGUAACAGUUUUGCACCUGGCCAUCGACCAUUAUGGAGGCCAUUUAUUUCAUUUGAGGAAAGCGAACAGCUGAAAAAUGGGGAUAAAGGCCUAAAUAAAGGUUUUUCUUUCAUUCUCCAUGAAAACCUUCUUGAAACAUGUGCUAACUUACAAAUAGAUGAACCCGACUUGGGGUAUACAUUCUCCUCUUUUGAGCUGAACAAUCGUUUUUCGCAAGUUCUUCAUGUUGAGUGCUCAUUCGAGCCUGGUUGCAUUUCGGCAUGUAGCCCUAACUUCAAGCCAAAAUCUUUCUGUUUGGGUUCAGGUGGGGAAGCAGGCAAUCCUAGGAUUUGUGGCAUCAACAGAACACAGUACAGGUCAAUAAGAAUUUCCCCACGGACACACUUUCGCCCAAUAUCUGCAUCCGAGCUGUCUCCUGGCGGGGGAAGUGAUUCAGACUUUGAAUCUGAAAAAGAUGAGGCGGCUGCACCUGCUGUUUCUGAAGAAGUGUUUGUGGAUCCUCAAGGUGAUCUUAAGCCGCUGGAAGAGGAUGCAGAGAAAGAAGGUCCUUUUUAUGGAAAGUCUGAGCUUGAGUCUGGGAAGUUUCUCCCUAGCCUGAAGAAAUCUGGUAUGGAGAAGAGUGCACAGACCUCCUUGGACGGCCAAGAGGACUCCCUCGGUGCACUGCCCCCGGAUAAACAGGACAAUUUAGACUUCAGGAUCAUUGAGUCGUUGGAAAGUGAUGUUGUGGAGAGCUCCAAAAUAAACUGCAAAAAAGUUCAGCCGACUAGCCAAGCUGAUCGAGGAGGCAGCUACGAAAUGGGCUGUGAAUCUAUGUUUGCUGGAGAACUAGGAGAGUAUCCAUCACUGAACAUUGAUCUUCAGGGAGUGAACGCUGCCCAAGAGAAACAGUGCUGGUGGCAAAAAGCUCUGUACUCUCCAUUAAUAUCUGGAUCUUGUUGUGAUGCCUACUACAUGAGCGUAAAGGACCCGAGUUGUGUAGAAAAUGCAAAUGGGAAAGAAUCGUCUACCCCAGGAUGGCAUCCUCAAGAGAUAGAAAAGGUUUCUGCAUGCAAUGAUGCCAAAGUUGUCAUCGGCUACAGCUCUGGAACACGAUCCAAUUGCUUCAGAAAGAAGAUCUACUCCAGUGCCAGCUCAAGCUCCGACACGGCUUCAGAUGGAGGGCGAGAAUGGGCCGAUAUCUGUCGAGAAGAGCUCUUCUCUCGCACACAGCUGUGACGGAGUGUGGGGCUGUCUGCUGAAUGUUUUAUUAUUAUUUUCUUUGUUUUUUUUUUUUUCUCUCUCGCUCUCCGUCCCUUUAGUUGUCUUUACUGAAAUUUUCAGUUACAAUUUCAGACUUUCUUUGGUUUAGAGCUAGUUUUAGAUACGUCUGCUAAAGUCCCUCCCAUUUUUCCCAUCUUCUUCAAUCUAAAUUUCUGCCUAGUCUAGUUAGCGAAGAUUGUGUUGUGAGAUCAGGAGCGGAUGUGCACGUGCUUGUGUCGUAGAAUCACUGCUUUCCAGCAUCUAAACUUUACAUAUCCUUAUUUAACCUCCUUUACUGUAGCCACAAAUCCCACUGAGAGGUCGUACAACCUGCAGCUACAUCGACUUGGGCUUUUGGAUAUACGUAGAUAUAAAUAUAAUUUUUUUUUUCUGAAUAUAUUUUCAAAACUAAAGAGAUGCAUAACACUGUAAUCAGUCAGUGCCUUUCUGAAUGUGGGGAGACUAGCAUGAAUGGCUUGCCCUAGUCUUCAAAGGAGAAAAAAAAAAUUUUUAAAUAAAAAAAGCAUUAAAAAAAAUAAAAUAAAUAAAGUUACAGUAGAAGCAAUGAGAUUGUGCUUUAGAGACUUAAAGAAUACUGUGUUUUGUAUUCAAUUAUAUUUUGUGCCCCCCCUGCUGUCAGAGGAUAAUUUAGUUUUAAUUCUAAUCGCGAAAAGCCACGGAUCUGGUAAACCCUGGUCAAUGGGAGAGGGUCUGUAAACUUUGAUCCAUUUUUUUUUUUUUUUUUAAUAAAUGGUACAGGUAUGGGAUCCGGAAACCCGUUAUCCAGAAAGCUCAAACUCCAUUUUAUCCAAAUAAUCCAGAUUUUUAAGAUUUUCUUUUUCUCUUUAAUAGUAAAACAGUAGCUUGUCCUUCAUCAUCCAAACAAAGCAAUGAUUAAUCCUUAUUAGAAGCAAAACCAGCCUAUUGGGUUUUAGUCACAUUUAUCAAGGGUUGAAUUUCUAAUUCAUGUCGGUGUUUUUGUUUGUUUUUUUUUAAAGCUCCCAUAAACUCGAAAUUCGACUAUCAAAAUUUAUUAUGAAAAGGUAAUUUAUUUUUUUAAACUCUGGUGCAUAGGAUCGCCCCGAAAACGCAAAUCGAAUUUUAAAAAUAACUGUCCGGAAGACUGCAAGUAACUCCAAAUUUGUCAGGUUUUAGGUGGCAAAUAGUCUAAUUUGAGUUCUUGAAGAAGGAAAGAUACUGAGGCAGUUUAUUGCCAACAGUGUAAACAACUCUAGAAGCUCUUGGUUUGUUUAGGAUAGCAGUUGCCAUAUUAGCUUGCUGUGACAUGCCUUCCUGUCUUGAGUGUCUCCCUGCUCCCUCAUAGCUCUGGGCUCAGAUUACAGCCGGGAAGAGAAAAGGGAGGUUGGAGAGGAGCAAACUGAGCAUGCUCAAGCCCUAGCCUUGGAGGUUUAAGCUGAAAACAGGAAGUCUGAUACAGAAGCCCAUGAGUACACAAUAGAAGUAAUGAAAUGCUGUGUUUCUUUUGACAG